Molecule: messenger RNA, 5825 nt
Organism: Thalassophryne amazonica
Lineage: Eukaryota; Metazoa; Chordata; Actinopteri; Batrachoidiformes; Batrachoididae
Gene: degs2
Product: delta(4)-desaturase, sphingolipid 2
Biological process (GO): sphinganine metabolic process; ceramide biosynthetic process
Cellular component (GO): membrane
Molecular function (GO): sphingolipid delta-4 desaturase activity
Source: RefSeq, a predicted model, not a curated record
GAUACUGGCGAGGUUUUAUGCUAAACACACACAGACACACAGGCAGAGUUAGACCGGGGACAGUCAUGGGGAAGCAGACAGGUGGACGAGUGGACUUUGAGUGGGUUUAUACCGACCAGCCGCACACGUCACGGAGAAAAGAAAUUCUGGCCAAAUAUCCAGAGAUCAAGUCCCUGAUGGGUCCAGAUCCCCAACUGAAGUGGGUGGUGUCAGGCAUGGUCCUCAUCCAGCUCUUGGCCUGCUAUAUGGUUCACACCCUGUCCUGGAAGUGGAUCUUCUUCUGGGCCUACGCCUUCGGCGGCUGCAUUAACCACUCGUUGACCCUGGCAAUCCAUGACAUCUCUCACAACGUGGCCUUUGGCAACAAGCUGGCCAAAUGGAACCGCUGGUUUGCCAUGUGGGCCAACGUGCCCAUUGGUUUACCCUACUCUGCCUCAUUCAAGAAGUACCAUGUCGACCAUCAUCGCUAUCUAGGGGGUGAUAAGCUCGAUGUUGAUAUUCCUACAGACAUGGAAGGAUGGUUUUUUUGCACUCCGGCCAGAAAGGUCCUCUGGCUAUUUCUCCAGCCAUUUUUUUAUGCUCUGCGCCCAUUGGUGGUCAACCCCAAACCAGUGGCGCUGGAGGUCCAGAAUGCCAUCGUUCAGUUCACAGCAGACUGUGCUUACUACUAUCUAUGGGGUCUGAAGCCCAUUGUUUACCUUGUUGCAGGUUCAAUCCUGUGCAUGGGCCUGCACCCGAUCUCUGGACAUUUCAUAGCUGAGCAUUACAUGUUCUUGAAGGGACAUGAGACCUAUUCUUAUUAUGGACCACUGAACCUGAUCACGUUUAAUGUUGGAUACCACAUGGAGCAUCACGACUUCCCAAGCAUACCUGGCAGUAAACUACCUCAGGUUAAGCAAAUAGCAGCAGAGUAUUACGACUCCUUGCCCCAGCACUCAUCCUGGACCCGGGUAUUAUGGGACUUUGUGUUUGACGACAGCAUCGGCCCCUAUGCCAGAAUCAAACGGGAAUACAAGCUCAGCAAACAGGAAUAGAUUUUGUUCUCUUUUGAAUGUGAAUUUCAUUUGUACAAAUUUAUGGACAAACCGUAAAUGUCACUAUAGUUUGACUUAAAUGUUUGUUUUUCCACAUAUUGUGUUGUCAUUGCCGUACAUUUGCUUUUACACUUCGGUCCAGCAGUGAACCCUAUCAAAAAAAAGUGGGGGGACAAAACCCUAUUUCAGGUGCAUACACACUGAAAGGGGCUUAGAGCUGAGGUACAGCUGGAUGGUCUCCUUACUAUUUUAUUUAUUCCUGCUACAAACAGAUGGCCUUACACUGUGAUCCACUUGUGUUCAAAAGGGCAAACAGAUGAAAGCAGGAAGCUGCAGACAUUUAUGACUGAUAUUUCAUUAUCUGUGAUUAAAGACAAAGACUGAACACAAAACAUAAUUUUGUGUGACAGGGUUAAAGCAUGUUCUCAUGAGAAUACACAGACUGCACUGCCUUUCAGUCAUCUCUAUUUUUUUGGAAUAUUGCACAUAUACAGUUGGAUCCAUAAGUAUUUGGACAGUGAUUUUGUAAUUUUGCCUCUGUACAACAUCACAGCGGAGGUGACAUGAAAUGAUCCAUAUGUUCUUGUAGUGUUGACUUUCUGCUUUAUUUAAAAGGAUUUAACAAAAAUAACUUAACCAUUUAAGAGUUACAGCCAUUUUUAUACAUAGUCCCUAUUUUCUGAGGCCAUAAGUAAUUGGACAAACUAAACAUAAGCACUAUUGAGAACAUAUAGAAAUAACUUUCCAGACAGUUUUCUUUCAAUAAGUUGAGGGACUGAUUAUUUCCAAGUCAGUGAAUAUAUUUUUGACAGAGCAGCAACAUGUCAACUAUUAAAUUAGAUAACUAUUUUGAUAAUCAUUUUGAGUCAUUUUGUGAAUAAAAAGAAAUCUCCAAAUUCUCUAAUUUCAGCUUCUUAAAUGUGAAUACUAUCUGGUUUAUUUUACUAGUUUAUUUCUCUUAGUUAUGGCCAAAACAAGGCAUUUCAAGCAUCAUCUUGGGCUCUAGAAAACACUGGUCUACAGAGUUCAAUGGGUCACCAUUUUCUGAGUUUAUGGCCCCAAGGAGUAAUCAAUUAAUCCAGAAAAUAAUAGACCAAUUGAUUAAUUAUGAAAAUACUCAUUAGUUGCUACUUUAAUCUUGGACUUCAUUUUACAUCAAUCACUAAAUACCAACAGGAGUAGGGAGUGAUUCAAAACAAACCUGCAUAACCUUGGAAGGAGAAGACUAGUGAGGGAAGCCACCAAAGGACAAGUGUAGAAAUAGGAAAAAACAAAACCCUGAAUUGUGCAACUUCUGCCGGUUGUAUCACCAGUUCGUCUCCUGUCUAAGCAGCAGAGGAUUUUCUUAAAACUGAUUUGAAAUUUCAUCUAGUUUGCCACAAGGCACAUGGGAGACUCAAGCCUAGAUUUGAUCCAUUUUCUUGUAUUUAAAAUCCUUCUGUGCUCCGCUCCACCGUGAAGCUGCACUUUCCCCGCUUACCUCCACAACUGCAGAAGCCCAUUACUGGGUGUCUUGAUGGCUUCCCUCAUUAGUCUGCUUCUUGCACUGGAUGUAAAAGUGAUGAAUUGUAUUAAUAUUCCUUAUUUUUUUGUCCAAUUACUUGUGGGCUCUGAAAAUUGAAGGGCUGUAUAUAAAAUAGCUGUAAUUCCUAAAUAGUUAGUGAUCUUUUUUUGUCAAACCCCCUUGAAAUAAUGCUGAAAGUUUACACCACAAGCGCAUCUGGUUUCAUUGCAACUCUUUUGUGGUGGUGCACAGAGACAAAUACAAAAAUUGUCACUGUGCAAAUACUUCUGGACCCGGCUGUAAGUCCCCUCUGCUUAUGAUACAAUUUCAAGUGCAUAUUGCAGAACAGUGCUGAGAGGAAAAGGAGACCUUCAGUGGGACAAGUCUUUUCUUUGGUGACGCCACAUUCUGCUCAUGAGCAGCUACAUCUUGUAAGACGUGCAUGCGGCAUGAUUACGGCUGGAGGGAGCUGUACAAAAAUGGUAACGCCUUAUAGCAGUGUGACUGUAGUUUCUAAUGUCAGCAAAUAUUCCACCUUCAGUGAGUCUCCUACUUGUGAUCUACUUUCCUGCAGGUCUUCAUGUGGUUUGAGCUCAUGCUGUUGCGUAACCUCGCAGUGGUUAUGAGUAAUGCACCAGCAAUUUAGCCUGCACCUGUAAGUCACAACUGCAAAGGCACACAAUUCUCAGACCAGUUUGAUUAACAAAACAAACACACACAAAAAAACGUGUGAGGUAAAAUCAGCUCUGCUGCCCUCUAAAACUGUCAUCCAGACACAAAAACAAGCAUAAAAAGCAGCAGUUUAACAAACUCACCUGCACUCUGUAAAACAUUUAACAGAAUAUUUGCUCCUCAGCAACAGAAACUACAAUGAAUCAGCCAGCGUCCGUUACUAUUCACUGCAGCACAGCUGUGCUCUGGGGGUUCCUUUUAUUUUGGCCACCCACUGUAUGCAAAAACUUGUUGUGAUUGUUCAGAUCGGUGUGUUGUUGCUAUUUAAGUGUGCUGAGUAAUAAUAAAAAAAAGAGUAAAGGUUCUUUAUAAGAACCUGCUACAAACAGUUUGCAUCUGAUUUUCUGUUUCAAGCCCAUUUGUGCGAACCACGUCACUCCCUGAUUAUUUCACUGUAAGUAAUCGAUGCCCCGAAGGUGAAACGCUUCUAAACUUUCCACACAGUAAAACUAAACACACUUUUUUUUUCUUUCUUUUCUUGAAUGAAUUUACUUCCAGCUUUGAAAUCAGAACAGUUGAGAGGGGACAGAGUGGAUAAAAUACAACAGCUGAUAUUCAACCAAAUCUCUUUAGUCACCGUCACACAGAUAGACCUCAACGUGUUCAUACAGGAGCAAGAUUUGCAUGUGUCCAGAGAAACAGGCGUGUUAUCGCGUUUAAAAUCUCUUUCAGGUGGCUGCUUAAAUAUUUAUACAUAUUGAAGUGGAACAUAAUUACUGAGCUCAAAGUGCAAACUUUCAGCUUUGAUUUGAAGGAGUUUGUAACAAUGGAGGAACUGCUCUCAGGUUUCAAUUCAAGAUCUCUGCUGGUACGAUACAUCUGACUUAGCUAAUCAGGAAUGCUUAGAUCUGGUAAGAAUAAAAGGUUCUUGGGACUUUCAAGGGACUGUUGCACUUCCAUUUGGACUCUGCUGCCGUCAAUUGCCAAUAUGACGUGUACCGACUUGUUAGGCUAAAGAAGGUCAAUGGUUAGGCUAACCUGGGUGGCCGAACCCAACCUCACAUAUGUGCAAGAUGUAAUUUACAACCGCAAGUUUGAUCAGGAUCCAUGAAGACGUUGUCCAGUUGUUGCAUACACUAGGUUUUAGAGACUCUGCCCCCCCAUGGCCAAAAUUACAAAUGAAAUACACCCAACGGUGAACUUGUCCGAGGUCUUGGUGAGGUAACGUUGUGUACCAACUUGACACAUCAGGUGUCUCUCCCCCCCCCACCCACCAAGACAUUACAUGUACAUGAACCACAGACGGAUUGAGCUAAACCAGAGAUGGCAAAAAGCUCAGGUGAGGCCAAAUCAAACUGGUAUCUCAAAGGUCAAAAUGGUGAGAUAGAUGACAAGAAUUCUGUCACUGUCCUUUCCAAACAGUAACCAAAUCAAGAACACCAUUCAGGAACUCGACAUCUAUAGCCAAAAAUAUUUAAUAAUGUCUGUAGAGUAAUGGGAAAAAUAUCCUACAGAUUAGACAAAGAUCAAUUUGCACUAGAAAUCAGAGAAAGGAUGGAAUGCUUGUCCAACUGAAGUACAGUGUAAGUAGUUCUAUGUUGUGGAUAUCCUAAAGUAUGAUAGAAAUCCUAUGAGAAAGAGAUAUAACAUGUCAAAGGGGUUCCUAUAGGAAAAAAGUUCUUCCCAAAUUCUAUAGGAUUUCUAUUGAUGAAAAUCCAAUAGGGAUAAGAUCCUGUUUGAUUGCUAUUGGAAUUUCUGUAGGAUUCCUAUAGGAAAAAUGUAUUGAGAUUCCAAUGGGAAUUCCUAUAGGAUUCUUACUUUUCCAAUAGAAUUCGUUUAGAAAAAAAAGCUGCUCCAAACUCUUUAUUGAUGAAAAUCCUGCAGGAUUCCUAUAAGAUUUUCUGAGUAGGGGAUGGUGGCCAGUGGCACUGACUCUCUAAAUUUUGAUGAUGCAGCAGGAAUAAUUAUGAACUACUUCCAAACUCAAAUGAAAGGUUUCCUAACUCAUUUACAGUGCAGAUGGACAAUGACCCGAAGCUGCACAGGCAACACUUUCCGCAAUGAGUUUGAUGUGAAACCAGCUGAGCAUUCAACACCAGGAUGCACAAACUGGAGAGUCUAGGGAUGUCUACUGGCUCCAGACUUCGGACAGACUGUAAACAUGAGUCAUCAGGAGAUGACAUAUCACCCCCAGUCCCCACAAAUCAGUAAUACAAAGUGUCAGGGGAUCAUCCACGUACACGCUUAUGCUAAAUAUGAAUAAAAUUGGUCAGCUGGUUCUUGACAUAUCACACGAACAAGGGUGGCAAUGACAAUAUCUUGAAUGUCUUGCUGUGACCUUGAAAUUGACCUCAAGGUCACUGUAAUCGAAUGGCGUCGACAGAUCACCCAAGUACACCAUUACGCUAAAUAUGAAUGAAAUUGGCCAUCUGGUUCUUGGGUAUUGCAGUAACAAGUGACUACGGAAGGUCGGAGGAACCUGCCACCCGGAGUAUAGCGACAGGGGGAUAAAAAGUAACUGUCAACUUCACACAAAGUAACUUUAGGAUUCCAAAAUUCUCCUGAAAGAUGAUCAAUGACACCUAAAAUUUUCAACCAAAUGUUUGUGUGUGUGU